CGCGCUUGCUGUUGUUGUUGUUGUUGUUGUUGUUGUUGUGAACUGAAGUGUAGUUUUUGUUUUGUUUUGGUUUGGUUUUUUUUUUUUUUAAAUAAAAAAACAUCCCCUCCAUACAAAAAUCUUGUUUGUAAACCGCACGGCUAAACGUCUAAGGACGCCCGUGGAAAAAAAAAAAAAAAAAAGGUCCAAAUGUUGACAUAUUGCGUUCCGCGAAGGGAGGCGCUGAGAUGUGCUUCGCGCCCGAUUGGGCCAGCUUGACAGUGAUUGACGUGCAGCCAUGGCAACCGGCCAGCCUAUCUGCCAAGUCCAAUUGGAAAUCAUCGGAGGGGCUUGACUGUCUUUUUCUCCCCCUUUAAAAAAAAAAAGAGAAAAAAAAGAAGACAUGCGCCUCUGCUCCGGCUCGAAUCCUCUCCUACUUGGAAUCCCGGCCCACCUUGCAAAAGGCAUCGUCGGUUCUGCGGUCCUUCCGAGCCCUUCGCCGGCUAAGUUUAGCCAAAGCGAGGAUGCGGUAGGCUGCCCCCCCGCACCAACCCCCACCCACCACCCACCAUCCCCACCCCACCCGGCGACGUCGUUCCUCCUCACCUUCAACUUUGGGGAAUUGCCUUGUUUUGUGCGCGCGCGUGCGGAUUGCCUUGGCGUGCGUCAAGAAGCCGACGGAGACGACGUGGAGGAGAGAGAGGAGCACGGAGGGGGAGACCCGGGACGAGCCUCCAUGUUUCAGCUGCCCAUCUUGAAUUUCAGCCCCCAGCAGGUCGCCGGGGUGUGCGAGACUCUGGAGGAGAGCGGCGACGUGGGCCGCCUCGGCCGCUUCUUGUGGUCGCUGCCCGUCGCCCCGGCGGCCUGCGAGGUGCUCAACAAGAACGAGUCGGUGCUGCGGGCCCGCGCCGUGGUCGCCUUCCACACGGGCAAUUUCCGCGAACUCUACCACAUCCUGGAGAACAACAAGUUCACCAAGGAGUCGCACAGCAAGCUGCAGGCGCUGUGGCUGGAGGCGCACUACCAGGAGGCCGAGAAGCUGCGGGGACGCCCGCUGGGGCCGGUGGACAAAUACCGGGUCAGGAAGAAGUUCCCGCUGCCCAGAACCAUUUGGGACGGCGAGCAGAAAACCCACUGCUUCAAGGAGAGGACCAGGCACUUGUUACGAGAAUGGUACUUGCAGGACCCCUACCCGAAUCCCAGCAAAAAACGGGAGCUUGCACAGGCUACUGGACUUACGCCCACACAAGUCGGAAACUGGUUCAAAAACCGAAGACAAAGAGACAGAGCUGCGGCUGCCAAAAACAGGCUCCAGCAGCAGGUCCUGUCCGGCGGCUCCGUUCGCUCCCUGGCCGACGACGACGGCACCGCGGACCGUCUGGGCAACGCGUCCAGUCCGGAGGCGAGCCGCUCCAGCAAAGCGGCGGCCUCGGCCAUCUCCAUCACCUCCAGCGACAGUGAAUGUGACAUCUGAGCGCUCUCCGCCUCAACUCUUGAUGAAUGGAAGGAAGGAAGGAAGGGGGGGGGGGGAAGAAGAAGAAGAAGAAGAAGAAGAAGAAGAAAAAGAGGAGAUUCCUAUAGUGACAGACAAUCGAAUACAACGACUCGUAGUGCCUGCGUUGAGUUACACACACACAUAUAUACACGUUCACACACACACACACGCGCGUGUGCACAAGGACAUUUGAUGCCUGCCAAAAACACGCGAGGAUCUGUGAGGCCUAUACCUUGAUUUGCAUUUGACCCACGCGUGGAUAACCGAUCCUAAACACACACACUAAGACUGAUGAGAACUCCCCACUGAGAUGGAAAAAAAAAAGAAACAAAAAAAAGGAAGGAAGGAAUGGCGAGCGCCUAUAUAGCCGACUGUUUAUCCGUGGCUACUUCAUGUCGCGAAACAACAACUGUGCUUUCAAAAGUUUUAUGAAUAAUGUUUAUUUGCCUAUUUAAACCCAUCCGCUCUGUCUUUUGGAUUUCAUCUUCAUUCGCUUGGUGUGUUUUUUUUUUGUUUUUUUUAAUACU
Messenger RNA from Phyllopteryx taeniolatus (common seadragon), 2001 nucleotides. RefSeq names its product SIX homeobox 6a (gene six6a). The record is from RefSeq and is a predicted model, not a curated record. Gene Ontology annotation, biological process: eye development; regulation of transcription by RNA polymerase II. The transcript has 2 exons. Gene Ontology annotation, cellular component: nucleus; transcription regulator complex. NCBI's taxonomy places the organism in Eukaryota, Metazoa, Chordata, Actinopteri, Syngnathiformes, Syngnathidae. Gene Ontology annotation, molecular function: RNA polymerase II cis-regulatory region sequence-specific DNA binding; DNA-binding transcription factor activity, RNA polymerase II-specific. The coding region runs from base 383 to 1453 and encodes 356 amino acids.